GUCAAUUCUUUCUUAUUAUCUCUAGCAUAAGAAUGGCCAGAGAAAGAUACAGACCGGUGAUCGGAAUCGAUCUAGGGACUACCUAUUCAUGUGUCGGUAUAUGGGAGGAUGGCAAAGUAGAGAUCAUACACAAUGAUCAAGGGAACAAGACCACGCCCUCUUAUGUGGCAUUCAAUGAACAAGAGCGUCUUGUUGGGGACGCUGCCAAAAGCCAAACAAACAUGAACCCUAGAAACACCAUUUAUGAUGCAAAGAGGCUUAUUGGAAGGAGAUUCGAUGAUCCAUCAGUCCAGAGUGAUAUCAAGUAUUGGCCAUUCAAGGUUAUCGCCGGUGCAGAUAACAAGCCAAUGGUUGUGGUUACCCACAAGGGUGAAGAAAAGCAGCUGGCAUGUGAAGAAAUCUCCUCUAUGGUGCUCACCAAAAUGCGUAAAAUUGCUGAGGAUUAUUACGGUUCUACUGUGGAGGAUGUAGUUAUAACUGUUCCAGCUUAUUUCAAUGACUCUCAGCGUCAGGCCACCAAGGAUGCUGGUGUAAUUGCCGGCCUCAAUGUUAUGCAAAUCAUUAACGAGCCUACUGCUGCUGCCAUUGCUUAUGGUCUCGAUAAGAAGUCUACUAGUAAUGGUGAAAGCAACGUGUUGAUUUUUGAUUUGGGUGGUGGUACUGUUGAUGUGUCUCUGGUCUCCAUUUCUGAUGGUAACUUUACUGUGAAGGGCAUUGCGGGCGAAGCUCAUCUUGGUGGUGAGGAUUUCGAUAAAAAAAUGGUGCAUCACUUUGUUGAGGAGUUUAAUAGAAAGAACAACAAAGAUAUGAGUGGUAAUCCAAGAGCUCUACAGAGAUUGAGAACUGCUUGUGAGAAAGCAAAGAGGAUUCUCUCGUCAACUACUCAGACUUCAAUUGAGAUUGACUUAUUGCAUGAGGGUAUCGAUUUUUAUUCAACAAUUACUCGUCCCAAAUUUGAGGACCUCAACAAGGAUCUCUUCAAGAAGUGUACAGAUUUGGUGGAGAAGUGUUUAAUGGAAGCUAAGAUGGACAAGAGUAGCGUCGACGAUAUCGUUCUUGUUGGUGGUUCUACGAGGAUUCCCAAGAUACAACAACUGCUGAAGGACUUGUUCGACGGAAAGAACCUUUGCAAGAACAUUAAUCCAGAUGAGGCUGUUGCCUACGGUGCUACCGUUCAGGCUGCCAUCUUGGCAAGUGAGAAGGUACAGGAUCUGGUUCUCUUGGACGUUACCCCUUUGUCCCUUGGAUUGGAAACAGCAUGUGGUGUCAUGACUGUUUUGAUCCCAAGGAACACGACAUUUCCCAUUAAGAAGGAGCAAACUUUCACGACCAACUCAGACAACCAACCUGGUGUCUUGAUACAAGUUUACGAGGGUGAAAGAACAAGAACUAGGGAUAACAAUUUGCUGGGAAAAUUUCAGCUCUCUGGUAUUCCCCCAGCUCAAAAGGGCGUUCCUCGGAUCAGUGUCUGCUUUUCUAUUGAUAGAAACGGUAUCUUGAUUGUCUCAGCUGAGGACAAAACAACCGGCCAGAAGAACAAUAUAACAAUCACCAAUGACAAGGGUAGGUUGUCUAAGGAAGAAAUAGAGAAAAUGGUGCAGGAUACUUUAAAGUACAAGGCUGAAGAUGAAGUGACGAAGAAGAAGAUUAAGGCCAAGACUGACUUGCAAAUGUUUUCCUAUACCAUGAAAGAUAAUGUCCAAGACUGUUCAAAUCUGACCCCAGCUACUAAGAGGAAAAUUGACAGUGCCAUUAACGCGGCCAUUCAAAGUGUUGAUUUCAACCAACUUUCCGAGAUAGAUGAGUUCAAGAAAAAAAAAGGAGAGCUUGAGAGAGUCUUUAUUCUUACGGAAGCUGACUUUUUAGGAGCCAUGAAUGGUGACCCUCGUCUGUCUCUUUUCGGUGGUAAAGGUGACCAUUUAGAAAGCAUAAUUAUGGCAGCUCAUUCCGGCCACCCGGAUCAUCAUCAUGAACUCAUAGAGCUGGAAAACAAUAAAAAAUACAUUUGCCAUGGCUGCAAGAUGCCAGGGUCUGGAUUAAGACACAGAUGUGAGCAAUGCAAAUUUGAUCUUCAUAAAGACUGCAAGGAAACCAGACCUCUUCUCCACCAUGAAUUCUUUGGAAAAUCCCCCUUCAUAUUUUACCGUGAACUUCCUGGGAACUGCCGUCCUGGUUGUAGAGUGUGUCACAAAUACUGUGAGGCAUGUGCAACACCUGCAAAUGGUUUUGUGUACUACUGUGAAGAGAAUAAGUGCAAUUUUCAUCCAUGUUGUUUCAACCUUCCACUUAAUUUUGAGGUUGAGGGUAUUGAGUUUAAGCUUCAUGAUCGUCAUAAGAAGUUAUCAUCAAAGUGCAUUUGGUGCAAUCAUAAGCGGCUUGAAGGUAGUGUAACCGGCAACUGUGGGUGGUCCUAUGUCUCCGCAUGCAAGAAAUAUAAUUUUCACGUCCAUUGCUCGACACAAAUGUUAAUGGAGAAACUGAAUGGUGGGGAUAUUAAAGGUGUCCUGAAACGAAAAAGAGUGAAAUGCGACAAGUUUUACAAGAUAGUGACUAUGUUCUUGAAAGUGUUGGGGAGUACUCUUCUAGGCCCAGGCAUCGGUCUCUUUGUCGGUCAGUUCAUUAACUGAUAUUGUUUUGUGUCAGUUGUCAUUUGUCAAGCCUCUUCAGCUUGAUGUUGUAUCCUUUUACAUUUGUUUUGUCAAGCCUCUCCUUCGUGUUAUGUGCUUUGCUUUGUGCCAUAGGUUGUGACCCUUUAGAGUUAAUGUUUGUUGUAUGUUUCCUUAUUUAACAAUUAACAUGUUAAUAAAUGUGUGAAUGUGUGUUAUUUUACAGUUUCCUCUCACAAACUUCAGUUUGGUAGGUAGUUCAUCAUCAGUUAGCUCGUAAAUGAGUAGGUAAAACUCACUUUACAAAUU
Pistacia vera is the source of this 2915-nucleotide messenger RNA. Its product is annotated as heat shock cognate 70 kDa protein-like. The record is from RefSeq and is a predicted model, not a curated record. Lineage: Eukaryota; Viridiplantae; Streptophyta; Magnoliopsida; Sapindales; Anacardiaceae. Bases 33 to 2627 code for a protein of 864 amino acids. Gene Ontology annotation, biological process: protein refolding; cellular response to unfolded protein. The transcript has 3 exons. Gene Ontology annotation, cellular component: cytoplasm. Gene Ontology annotation, molecular function: ATP-dependent protein folding chaperone; misfolded protein binding; heat shock protein binding.